AUGGAGAAACAAUUCUUGGGCCUAGAGCUGCAGCACGUACCUCGCGGCACGAACAAGGAAGCCGACGAUAUCGCUAAGAGGGCGUCCAAACGCCAGCUGCAGGAGCUCGGCGUCUUCGAGGAGCGACUCUUCAAGCCUUUAGCAGCCCCUCCGGCUGGGGUGCCAACACCGCCUCAGGAGGAGCUUCCCCCGCCACCAACCUCGGGAGCCCCCGCCUGCGGCCCGACCUCAGGAGCACGCCUGCUCCUCGUGCUCGAGCCUCAGGAAGGGUGCUGGACCGAAGAAUUCAAGGUGUACCUGCUACAAGGAACCCUGCCGGAGAAGGAGGAAGACGCGGAGCGCGGGACUCGGCAGGCCACAACCUACUGCAUGCAGGAUGAUGAGCUAUACCGAAAACGACCAAACGAUGUUUCCUUGCGAUGCAUCUCCAGGGAGCAGGGGUGCGAGCUGUUAACCGACAUACAGGGUGGGGACUGCGGACAUCACUCGUCAUCGCGCACCUUGGUGGGCAAGGCGUUCCGCAGCGGAUUCUACUGGCCCACGACACUCAACAACGCAACCGAGCUGGUGAGAUCUUGUGAAGCCUGCUAG
Aegilops tauschii subsp. strangulata is the source of this 591-nucleotide messenger RNA. RefSeq lists its product as uncharacterized. The record is from RefSeq and is a predicted model, not a curated record. NCBI's taxonomy places the organism in Eukaryota, Viridiplantae, Streptophyta, Magnoliopsida, Poales, Poaceae.